AUGAGUCUUUUCGACUACACCGAGAGCUCCCAAAGAGUCAUCUUUGGCGAGGGCAGCCUAUCAAAACUUCCCGAUGAGCUUACCAAGCUCAACUGCACCAAACCACUCAUAUUGACAACGCCUUCAAAGACAUUCUACGUUGACGAUGUUGCGAAAAUUCUAAAUGGACAGAUUGCGGGUUCAUUUACGCAAGUCGCAAUGCAUACUCCAAAGGAAGUUACUGAAGAAGCGUUAAAGCAGCUCAGAUCCGUCAAUGCCGACUGCGUUGUAUCAAUUGGUGGCGGGAGUGCCGUGGGACUGGGCAAAGCAUUAUUUAUUCGCACAGGGCUGCCUCACAUCUGCAUACCGACUACGUAUGCUGGCAGUGAAAUGACGCCCAUCGUAGGCCAAACAGAAAACCGGGUCAAAGUUACUCACAUUGACCGGAAAGCCAUUCCGACAGUUGUCAUUUACGACGUGAAUUUGACGUUGACGCUGCCGACUAACAUAAGCGCAACAAGCGGCCUUAAUGCCAUAGCUCAUGCGGUCGAGGCUUUGUACGCUCAAGAUGCCAAUCCCAUCACAAGCAUGUUUGCAUUCAAGGGAAUCCAAACUUUGGCUAGAUCGCUGCCUCAAAUAAUGCAAAACCCAAGAGACCUCAAAGCUCGCUCCGACGUUCUACUUGGUGCUUGGUUCUGCGGAAAAUGUCUCGCUGGGGCAUCCGUAGCUCUGCAUCAUAAACUCUGCCAUGUCCUUGGGGGUACCUUUAAUCUGCCUCACGCGGAAACGCAUGCAAUUAUUUUGCCUCAUGCGCUGGCAUAUAUUGCUCCAAGCAUCCCCAACAUUAUGCAGGAGUUGUCUGGCAUUAUUCCGGAAAGUAAUGGAGAUGCAGUCAGCGGCUUGAACAAGUUACUAUCUAAGCUGCAAAUUACAUAUAGUCUUAAGGACCUUGGUCUGAAAGAAGAGGAUAUUGAGGUGGCAGUAGAUAAUCUGCUAAAGAAGCCAUUCUGGAACCCCAGACCUGUUGAAAGGGAUCCGAUUCGCGAGCUGCUGAAAAGAGCCUGGGAGGGAAAACCAGCUCAAAUAGAAGUAUAG
This is a messenger RNA of Trichoderma atroviride IMI 206040, 1074 nucleotides long. RefSeq lists its product as uncharacterized. Gene Ontology annotation, molecular function: maleylacetate reductase activity; alcohol dehydrogenase (NAD+) activity; metal ion binding. Gene Ontology annotation, cellular component: mitochondrion. Lineage: Eukaryota; Fungi; Ascomycota; Sordariomycetes; Hypocreales; Hypocreaceae. The record is from RefSeq and is a predicted model, not a curated record.